Lytechinus variegatus (green sea urchin) is the source of this 3801-nucleotide messenger RNA. Its product is annotated as transcription factor SPT20 homolog. The record is from RefSeq and is a predicted model, not a curated record. Gene Ontology annotation, biological process: regulation of transcription by RNA polymerase II. NCBI's taxonomy places the organism in Eukaryota, Metazoa, Echinodermata, Echinoidea, Temnopleuroida, Toxopneustidae. The transcript is spliced from 25 exons. Gene Ontology annotation, molecular function: transcription coregulator activity. The coding region runs from base 48 to 3134 and encodes 1028 amino acids. Gene Ontology annotation, cellular component: SAGA complex.
AUUUUCUUUCCGGCUAACUUCAGAAGAAAAAGAGAGCUCGAGAGAAAAUGGCUUCUAGUUUGGAAGAGGCCAUCUUGCAAGCUGAGCAAGUGUUACAGUCAGUUGAAAGGAAACCCAAAUUUAAAAACACUGGUUCAAAUAAAUGGAAAUCAAUACAUCAACGUCUUCAGGAGCUAUAUGUUGAAGAAUGUAACAAGGAAUCAAGUGAUACAAGUGUGAAGAGUAGUACCCAUCUGCUUGAUAAGCUAGCCAAGAGAGAUAAACUCACAUGUCUGGUGGUUAAUCUGUUCCCUGGCAACCAAGGUUUCUCAUUAAUGCUCAGAGGCAAAGAUGGCAUAGACACAGAGACAUUGAAGUUACCUUAUGAUGAAUCAGACUUCUUGGAUUAUCUUGAUGCUGAAGAGCUUCCUCCGUUACUAGUGGAGCUCCUUGAUAAAGCUGAUACAAACAUCUUCUACAGCGGCUGCGUAGUGACUGAAAUAAGAGACUAUCGGCAGUCAGCUACUGGUCAGACAUAUCACUCCAAGCACAUACUACUCAGACCUACACCACAGACAUUGGCAUAUGAUAUCAAUUCAAUUACAAGUAAUGAUCCACGAUGGAGCAUGGAUGAUAAGUUAGCUCUUGAGAGUCAACUUCUGUUAACCACUCAAGAACCUCUAUGUCUUGAUCCAUCGGUAGCAGUAGCCUGUACUGAGAAUAUAAUACAUCAAGAGAAACAUAGACUCAAUACAAGACCUCUCAAAAAGUGUAUGAAGAGAUAUUCUCAGAUUGCCCGUAACCGCCGAGCUACUUUUAAGUCCUUCCCAGCACCACCUGGUCUCAGGCUUCAUGACUUCCUUGCUAAGAAGAAAGAAAGGGCACCCCCUCCUAAGGUCAAUCUCAAAGUUGGCAAACCGUGUGUUGACAUGUGGAAGCAGAGAGAUUUAGACCUUUCUGUACCCGAUAGCGUUCCUGUUUCCCAAUUUGCAAGCCAUUCAGAUAGACCAAGAGAAAGAAGUAGUGGUGGGGUUAUACCGGUUGAGGAGGUGAUCUUGGAGACUGAGAGAGGGAAUGGACGUCUGCAGCAUGUCAGAGUUACUAUACAGCAACGUCAGCUUGAUCAAACAUAUCAAGGAGAGCAGUAUAUUGAUAGGAAUUACAACCCUAAUGAUCCACAGCAUCCUAGAACUAAUGCAAACUUUACCAAGUUCUAUCUUGGCUCAUUACAAAACGCGCAAAGGUAUCUAAAACAAUUAACUGAAAGCCUGUCAUUGGAGACGAGACAACCGGUGAAGAUAUCCCGGGUCAUGGCAGGUCAACCUCCUCAGCUGAUACAGAACCCUGCUUACCAAUCACACCAACAACAGGGUUCUAGGGGAUCCACUCAGCAGCAGCAGCAGCAGCAGGGGGGUACGACAGGUGCAGGAGGGGGUGGUGAUGCAGGUGCAUCGGUAUCAGCCCAAGGGGGCCGUACUACUACUACUGGUGGCAGUGCUAGCAUGGAUGCUAGUAACUUGCAGCAGAAUAAUAAUAGUAACAAUCAGAUGGGAGCAGGGGGUGACAUGGCUCCAUUAGAUGCCAAGCAAUCUCUGAAACUUCAGCUUCCUUUGAAUGCAGCUGCUGCCGUUAAUAUGAACAACACUCUCUCAAACCAGCUCUCACAGUCUGGAUUAGCAGGUACAAUGAAUUCCCAAGGUCAAAUCAUUCAGAUCACAGGAAAUCAACAAAGUCAGCUACAAGGUCAGGUACAAGGUCAAACACAAGGUCAAACAGCAGGGUCAAACGUUGCUGUCCCUAGCCCACGCUUGCCUGGUAUGGGCAGACAACCGCCUGCAUAUCUCAAUAGGGCAAACAAUAACAACAAUGCUCAGCAGGAAAUACUCCCUUCUCCUGUUGUUACACCUACAUCUAUGCCAUCAACACCUCCUGUGUCCAUGUUUAGUGCCAGUGUAGGGGCACAGCUUCGACAAUUGAGGGCGCCCUUGUCUAACCCUCAGCAGCCCCAGAGGCCUGUUGCUACCUCUCGUCCUCUCCCUCCAAUCCUUGGGCGUCGUUCGUCUGGUUUAGACGCCCGUCAGGUUCUGGCUGCGGCUGCUCAUUCAGCUAAUCUCCCAGGUUCUAUGGGACCUCCUCCUACACCCCCACCCUCAACCACACCUUCCCUUCAACCAUCUGUUACCCCUCCACCGGUCCAGGGUAGGACUAAUACCCCCUCUCCUCUUGGAACUGGAUCAGUGACAUCUACCAAUCAGAUGGCUAUGACAAUUGCUAUGGCACUGGUCAACUCUCAACAAGGAGGAAUUCCUCAAUCAGGGAACACUAGUAAUAUCAUCAACACUCCUAUCGGUGUCAUGACAACCCUCCCUGGUUUCUCACCCCAUCAGACCGGUGGAAUGAUACAGCUAUCAUCCUCCUCGGCUAACUCUAACAAUGAUGUCAUCACAGUGGUAUCCUCAGGGAUUUCCCCAGCUACGACAUCACAGUCUGGUGUUAUCCAAGCUCCUGCUAAUGUCUUAACCGGACCAAUCAACAUCAUCAGUGGUGGUCAAGGUCUUAUAGGUACGGGAGGUCAAGCUGUGAUAGCCAAUGCUCAAGGUCAAGGGAAUAACCAGCUGACUCCAGCCAAGCUAGCCCAGCUGAUGACAAUGAACCUAAAGAAUACAACAUUGAGAGCUGCAGCAGCACAGACAGCUGGACCAGGGGGAGGAGCUGGAGCAGGAGGCAGUGCUGCAGGAGGAGCAGGAAACAAUCAAGCUCAGCAAAUAUCUCUCCUUCAGGGCCAACAACAGUUGCUCUACAACACUGCCAUUCAACAACGCCAAAUAAAUCCAGCAACUCUUCAACAACUGCAGCAACAGUUACAGCAUUUAGCAGCACAGAAUCAACAGCAGCAGCAACAACAGCAGCAACAGCAGCAGCUCUCAGGGUCACAAGGCCAGGCUACAUUCCAACAGCUAACUGCAUUACAGAAGCAGCAGCAAGCCCAAGCCGCUUUCCAGAAGCAACACCUUCUCAGACAACAGCAGCAGCAGCUCCAACAAUUACAACAGCAACAACAACAACAGCAGCAGCAACAACAACAGCAGCAGCAACAGCAGUUGUUGAAAGGAAAAGGUAAAAAGCAACGAGCAACACCUACUCCUCCACAAUGAAAUCUUAGACUAUAUUUAUACAAAGAGCCUGAACCUUAUUAUGUACUUUUAACUUCUAUUGCAUUCACAGCCAGUAGCCUGGACUAACCAGAGUUUAGUGCAUUUUCUUGUUAAUUUUUUCCAGUUGGGAUUCAACUUCAUUUAUAUGUGCACAGCCCAAUGCAAGUAAUGUAGAUGAAUUUUAUCAAAGCUACACUCUCUCAGUGGAUAUUUUUUUUGCAAGACAGAGCAAACUCAAUACAAAUAGGCACCUUGAUCCUUAUUUGUAUAUUUGUACUCAUAAAAUUUAACAGUGCCAGUCAGUUUUACUCAAUAGGCAUUUAGAGAGAAUGUGUUAAGGCCUCAUCUAUCAAGUAUAUGACUGGUAUCUUCUGAAAUACAAGAUGAUUUACCCUGAAUUUCUACAGCAGCAAAAUCACAGAUCACUUGGCCCAUGUUUUUUUUACCAUGUCCUUCAAAUUUGUAUGCCUCCAUGAAAGAUCAUAGAACUGAGUGAUAUUGUCCUAUGGAGGCUGACAUGUGACCAGUUCAAAGUGACAAUAAUGGUUACAAUAUUGAGCACGGAUAUCACCCUGUUGUAAUAUCUGGGCCUUGUCUUACAAAGAGUUGCGAUUUAUCUGAUCAAUUGUAAUUAUGGAUGGCCAGCAACGUCAACAUCUGUAAUGCA